UUGACGAUACAGCAAUUAUAUUUAUAAUACAAAUACACUGUAGUUUUUUAUGUGCUGCUUUAUUGAAAGAAAUAAAAAGAGAAAUAGAUGGAAAGAUCGGUGAAGAGAGAUAUAUUUCUUUACGACUACCGCAUUAAACAUAACCUUGCUUGGAUUUUUCUACAGUUUUGGAUUAUAAUAUUUUAAUCUUUGAAAAAUAUUUGAAAUCAGCGCUGCUAGUGGCAAAAACAAGAAAUUUAUCUAAGUUACGACUUUUCAAGCUAUUACAUGUGACAAUAGGAAAAAUUAGUCUCCUUAUCGUUGGCUUUUUUCAAGAAUAUAUAACUCAUAAGAAUGCGCCGGAUUUUCUUAACAAAAACAUGGAAUAUUCAACUGAUUCAAAGAAGAUUUUAUAAAAAAAGUCAAGUUCGUGUGAGAUUUGCUCCAAGUCCAACAGGACUUUUACAUGUCGGUGGACUAAGAACGGCACUUUACAAUUAUUUAUUUGCAAGAUCGCAUAAUGGUUACUUUAUUUUGAGAAUCGAAGACACGGAUCAAACUAGAAUUAUACCUGGAUCGAUGGAACAAAUUCACGAUGAUUUAAUAUGGGCUGGAAUCAUACCAGACGAAGAUCCUAUAAGAGGUGGCCCUAAUGGGCCUUAUAUUCAGUCAAAACGAAUUGAUAUUUAUAAAAAAUAUGCUAAUAUUUUAUUAAACAAUGGUGCAGCAUAUAGAUGCUUUUGUUCCGAACGUAGAUUAGACAUGUUGAGAAAAACAGCGUUAAAAGAGAGACAGAUUCCAAAGUACGACAAUCGUUGUCAAUAUUUUACCGAUGAAGAAGUAAAAGAGAGACUUAAAAGAGGAGAACUGUAUUGCAUUAGAUUCAAGCUCACACCUACACCAGAACCUUUCAAAGACUUAAUCUACGGAGAUAUUACCUACAAUGUUGCUAAAAAUGAAGGUGAUCCUGUUAUCCUUAAGGGCGAUGGCUUUCCAACUUAUCAUUUUGCAAAUGUAAUCGAUGAUCAUUUUAUGGAAAUUUCUCAUGUCCUACGGGGAAUUGAAUGGCAAAUAUCAACUCCGAAACAUUUAUUACUUUAUAAAGCAUUAGGAUGGACACCUCCACAAUUUGGUCAUUUACCAUUGGUACUCAAUGGGGACGGGACAAAGUUGUCAAAAAGACAAAAUGAUAUUACGGUGGAACAUUACAGAAAACAUGGUAUAUUUCCACUAGCCUUAAUCAAUUAUAUUACCGCUGCUGGUGGUGGUUUUGUUCGAGAUAAAGGUCUUUCUCACUGUUACACUUAUCAAGACUUAAUACAACAGUUUAAUGUUGAUAAAAUAAAUAUGAAUUCUAGUAAAUUAGAUGCAGAUAGAUUAUUGGAGUUUAAUAAGCUAGAAAUUUCAAAUCUUUUAAAUAAUGAAAAAAAUCACAAAUACUUAGUCGAAAGAAUUAUUAAACUUGUAAAGCAAGCUUUCCCAGACAGAUCACAUGGUCAAAACUUACAACUUGAUCCAACACAUAUAAUAACAACAUUGAUGUGGGCUCGAGAUAGAAUUUCAAAACUCAGUGAUUUAGUAACUCAUGAUUUAAAAUUUUUGUGGGUGAAACCAACCACAAACGAAAAUACUAAAGAUUUAAAAUAUUUAGAAAUGGUUGAUAUACUCAGUAAAAAACUUGAAAAUAUGAAUGAUGAUAAUUUUUGUAAAGAAUCUUUGAAAACUUACCUAAAAGAAUUUGCUAAUAACAAUAACGUUCCAUUCCCGGAUUUAAUGAAGACUUUAAGAACUCUUCUAAGCGGUUUGAAGGAAGGCCCGGGUGUUGCCGAAAUGAUGGAAAUUUUAGGAAGAGAUGCAACUUUAAAUCGUUUGAAACGAAGUGUUACAUAAAAUUCUUUAAUUGAUUUACUUAAUUAAUAUCGUAUAA
Molecule: messenger RNA, 1906 nt
Organism: Ceratosolen solmsi marchali
Lineage: Eukaryota; Metazoa; Arthropoda; Insecta; Hymenoptera; Agaonidae
Gene: GluRS-m
Product: putative glutamate--tRNA ligase, mitochondrial
Exons: 7
Coding region: 334-1869 (511 amino acids)
Biological process (GO): glutamyl-tRNA aminoacylation
Cellular component (GO): mitochondrion
Molecular function (GO): ATP binding; glutamate-tRNA ligase activity; zinc ion binding
Source: RefSeq, a predicted model, not a curated record